ACUAAAAUUCUCCACUCUCCAACCCGGACAUAAUUUCGGAGUUUGUUUUGAUUACAGGUUGAGUAAGUUUGUAGUGUUGGUUUGUUUCUCGAAAAUAUGCCUCUUCCUCCUGCUCUCGCUGCUAAAUUAGCCAAAAGGGGAAUUAUAAAAGAACCAGACCCCGAACCAGCAGCACCAACUGAGGAAGAAAUUAUCGCCGAGGAUUACGAUGACACGCCUCAGCAGACCGCCAUCGCAUACACGCCAGUGGAAUCGCUCUCCAUUGAUCCUUACAUGGGCUAUAUAGGGUGCCCAAAUAAGUGGAAUGUAUACCAUGAAUGUACCCCAAUGUGCAGAGAACAUUGGAAAGAAGGGAAGCAAAUCAGUUCAGAAUAUGACCGUCGCAGGCUAAAGAUGCUGAUCAAAUAUCCCUUGCCAAGUCACUGGAAGGAGAUUCUGGAUCAGGGCUUAGGCCGCUACUACUACUGGAACACAGAAACCGAUCGAGUCUCCUGGUUGCCACCAGGUCACCCUCGCUGCCAAGUAUCACGAUCUGCAGCCACCCUCCGUAAAGAAAUGGCAGCAGAGAUGAAGAAGAACCGCCAAGGAAUUGCAGAGGAAGAUGUUGAGAUGACUCCUGCAGAUGAGGAUGAGGAUAAGGAUAUGGAUGAUGGCAAGAGUGACAGAUCAGAUGCCUCAGAUGACGAGCUAAG
Molecule: messenger RNA, 692 nt
Organism: Penaeus monodon (black tiger shrimp)
Lineage: Eukaryota; Metazoa; Arthropoda; Malacostraca; Decapoda; Penaeidae
Gene: PQBP1
Product: polyglutamine-binding protein 1-like
Biological process (GO): alternative mRNA splicing, via spliceosome
Cellular component (GO): cytoplasm; nuclear body
Molecular function (GO): protein binding; ribonucleoprotein complex binding
Source: RefSeq, a predicted model, not a curated record